AUGUUCUCCGACAUUGACAAAGUCGUGAAAGAAUGUGGCCGUAUGAGCGUCGUGCUCCGCAUCGACAACGAGCUCAACCUGGCCCUACAGGAAAUCCUUGGCUAUAUAACGGACGGGAUUGUGACGUAUUUACCAAACGUCAAGGAGAGGAUCCGACGCGCAGACGCGAAUUUCGCAAAAGAGCGCCUGCCCUUCUACGUCGAGCUAUCGGUCAGCCAGUCGCUGCAGAACAACGUUGACAUGUUUUAUAUGGAGCACGGGGAAAAGGAGUGGUUGUAUAGUGAAGAGGCAAAAAUUAGCGCUGAGGAUCGUGACUUGUUGAUGACGUUCGACGUGUUCGACUACGUGACGGCGGGGCUCGAGCCGACAAAGGAGAAUGGAGAUUGGACCAAACUCGUGAGGAAGGCCAUCGCCAGGGGUGACAACAGUUAUCGGUUCAUUGGGUUCUCAAUUGGCCACUAUCUGGACAAGGCGGUCGGGGAGUUGAAGGAGCUGGUCGUCGCAAGGAUUAACCCUGGCAGUACCAAAUCGAGGAAGAAGACUUUGAUCAAC
Mesorhabditis spiculigera is the source of this 552-nucleotide messenger RNA. NCBI's taxonomy places the organism in Eukaryota, Metazoa, Nematoda, Chromadorea, Rhabditida, Rhabditidae. The record is from the annotation of a GenBank genome assembly.